This is a messenger RNA of Abrus precatorius (Indian licorice), 898 nucleotides long. Its product is annotated as heat stress transcription factor B-3-like. Gene Ontology annotation, molecular function: RNA polymerase II cis-regulatory region sequence-specific DNA binding; DNA-binding transcription factor activity. The record is from RefSeq and is a predicted model, not a curated record. The coding region runs from base 203 to 898 and encodes 231 amino acids. NCBI's taxonomy places the organism in Eukaryota, Viridiplantae, Streptophyta, Magnoliopsida, Fabales, Fabaceae. Gene Ontology annotation, cellular component: nucleus. The transcript has 2 exons. Gene Ontology annotation, biological process: regulation of transcription by RNA polymerase II.
GCUCUUGCAUUUCUCAUGAACUGUGGAGUCGUGUUGGGUUUCUAUUGUUGGGGUUGGGAGUUCUUAACUGCCCUUCUUCUCUUCUCCUUUCAUAUCAAACCUUAGUUCAUCAUUCUCUUUCUCCUUCUCAUCUUCUUCUUAAGAAACCAUUUUCUUUUAGACAAAUUAAAAAAAAGGGAGGAAAUACAGAAAAGUUGAAAAAAUGGAGGGAGCAAGUGAUAAGGGGUUGGAAUGUGGAAGGAAGUGCACUCCACCACCGUUUUUGUUAAAGACAUAUAUGCUAGUGGAAGAUCCAGCCACAGACGACGUCGUUUCCUGGAAUGAUGAAGGGACAGCGUUCGUGGUGUGGCAGCCAGCGGAGUUUGCUCGUGAUCUCCUCCCAACACUCUUCAAGCAUAGCAACUUUUCUAGCUUUGUGCGCCAGCUCAAUACCUAUGGCUUUCGUAAAGUUGCAACAAGCAGGUGGGAGUUUUGCAACGAAAGGUUCAGGAAAGGUGAAAGAGAAUUGCUAUGUGAGAUUAGGCGAAGAAAAGCUUGGGCUAGCAAGCAACAACCUAAUGCACCAAACCAAGCCAUAGGCCAAGAUUCUGAUGAAGAUCAAAGGUCCUCAUCAACCUCAUCAUCUUCAGGUUACACCACUCUUGUGGAUGAAAACAAACGACUUAAGAAGGAGAAUGGGGUGUUGAGUUCUGAGCUCACCAACAUGAAAAGGAAGUGUAGGGAACUUCUUGAUUUGGUUGCCAAAUAUUCAUCACAUGUAAAGGAUCAGAAGGAAGAAGAUGAAAGGCCAAUGCUUUUUGGAGUGAGACUAGAUGUUCAAGGAGGGAGGGAGAUGAAGAGGAAUAGAGCUGAGCUAAGUGAAAGCGCAAGCAUUAUGCUGUCUCAGUCUUGCAAAUAG